AUGCUCCAUGCUGGAGCGCUUGACCCACUAAUCUCAGUGUCCCAAGGUCGAGCUCAGAAGUUCAGGCAGAAGGGCUCUGGCACUCGCUUGCAUUCGCGCCAUAAGGAUGUAUCCUGCAAGACUACGCCAUUCGCGUUCUCAAGCUCGCUGGACUACGUCAACUUUGCUGCUCAUGCCGAUCCGGAACCCGACCCACCUGGUCGAUCGUCAAGCCCUCGAAGCCUUCGUCGCGCAGACCCCAGCCCUCACCAGCCCUAUUUGCGCUCCAUUCGCCGAACGGACGCGCAGGCGUAUCACAUGCACUCGGCAGCCCAGGUACUGAAGACCGACUCUCAGCCGAACGACGCGGAUUCUGACCUCCACCACAUCUCCGACAAGGAGCUUCGUCCCCAUCUUUAA
Messenger RNA from Schizophyllum commune H4-8, 399 nucleotides. RefSeq lists its product as uncharacterized. The coding region runs from base 1 to 399 and encodes 132 amino acids. The record is from RefSeq and is a predicted model, not a curated record. The transcript has 5 exons. NCBI's taxonomy places the organism in Eukaryota, Fungi, Basidiomycota, Agaricomycetes, Agaricales, Schizophyllaceae.